Molecule: messenger RNA, 300 nt
Organism: Dromiciops gliroides (monito del monte)
Lineage: Eukaryota; Metazoa; Chordata; Mammalia; Microbiotheria; Microbiotheriidae
Product: cytochrome c-like
Exons: 1
Coding region: 1-300 (99 amino acids)
Biological process (GO): mitochondrial electron transport, ubiquinol to cytochrome c; mitochondrial electron transport, cytochrome c to oxygen
Cellular component (GO): mitochondrial intermembrane space
Molecular function (GO): electron transfer activity; heme binding
Source: RefSeq, a predicted model, not a curated record
AUGGGUGACUUUGAAAAGGGAAAGAAGAUCUUUGUGCAGAAGUGUGCCCAGUGCCACACCAUGGAGAAGGGGAGCGAGCACAAGACUGGCCCCAAAUUGAAUGGGUUCUUUGGCCGAAAGACCGGCCAGGCUCCCGGGUUCUCUUAUAUCAACACCAACAAGAACAAAGGCAUCACCUGGGAUGACAAUACAUUUAUGGAACACCUGGAAAACCCCAAGAAGUACAUUCCAGGAACAAAGAUGAUCUUUGAUGGCAUGAAGAAGGCACAGAGGGCCAACUUGAUAGCCACCAAUGAGUAA